Molecule: messenger RNA, 390 nt
Organism: Lachancea mirantina
Lineage: Eukaryota; Fungi; Ascomycota; Saccharomycetes; Saccharomycetales; Saccharomycetaceae
Source: the annotation of a GenBank genome assembly
AUGCAUUCUUUCAUGUUUAAACGUUCAUUUUCGAGUUCGCUAGCUUUCCUCCAGACGUCGAAAACGUCGUUUGUCAACAGGGUACCGCCCGUCAGCUCCGCGAUACCUGAUGUAAACACUUUUCUGAAAACCAUCGGACGAAAAUGCGAUGAAUUUAGCGAAUUGUACGAAAAUCAGUGGGAAAGUCUCUUCAAGUGGGACUCUGCUACUCUUAAGCGGAAGGGAAUCCCUACACAGCAGCGGAAAUACAUUUUGAGCCAAGUUGAGAAGUUCCGGAAACAAGAGCCCAUCAAAGAAACCAAAAUCGGUAAGAAGUCCUAUUGGGGCGGGGAACGUAAACGCAAUGAAGUCACUGCCAGAUUAAAAGCGCAGGAACGCAAUGUUUCCUGA